Messenger RNA from Arvicola amphibius (Eurasian water vole), 2902 nucleotides. It is a transcript of the gene Ust, whose product is annotated as uronyl 2-sulfotransferase. The record is from RefSeq and is a predicted model, not a curated record. The coding region runs from base 331 to 1560 and encodes 409 amino acids. Gene Ontology annotation, molecular function: sulfotransferase activity. NCBI's taxonomy places the organism in Eukaryota, Metazoa, Chordata, Mammalia, Rodentia, Cricetidae. Gene Ontology annotation, cellular component: membrane. The transcript is spliced from 8 exons.
CGCUCGUGGCGAGCCGUGAGCGAGCCCGGAGCACAGCUGGACCUGGGGCGCGGGACUGCUAGCGGGACGGGCGACUAGGCGCGGGCUACGAUCGCCAUCCCCCACUCCGGGGUCCGGGACAUCUCAGGCCCUUCGGGGCCGCAGCGGGCGACGGGACCAAGAUGGGAAGAGUGCCCUGAGCCCGGCAACUUCGGCCCCUCCCCGCCCCCACCCGGCUGCCCUCGGCGCGUCCCUCUCCAUGUGCAGCCGGCCCGCCAGGCGCUCCGGCUGGCGGCGGAUGGGUGACCUCUUCCUGGCCCGGGCGGGCUGUGCGAGGCGGUGGAGCCGGCGAUGAAGAAGAAGCAGCAGCAGCAGCAGCAUCCCAGCGGCGGCGAGGAUCCUUGGCCCCAUGGGGCUCCUGUGGGGGGCGCCCCUCCGUGCCUGGGGGGCUGCAAGCGCCGGAUCCCGAUGCUGCCUUUCUUACGCUUCUCCCUCCGGGACUACGGUUUCUGCAUGGCCACCCUGCUGGUCUUUUGCCUAGGCUCCCUCUUCUACCAGCUCAGCGGAGGACCCCCUCGCUUCCUGCUCGACCUGCGGCAGUAUUUGGGAAAUUCCACUUACUUGGAUGACCAUGGGCCACCUCCUAGUAAGGUCCUUCCUUUCCCCAGCCAGGUGGUCUACAACAGAGUCGGCAAGUGUGGCAGCCGCACCGUGGUCUUGCUCCUGAGAAUCUUGUCAGAGAAGCACGGGUUCAAUUUGGUCACAUCAGACAUUCACAACAGAACCAGGCUGACUAAAAAUGAACAAAUGGAGCUGAUUAAGAACAUCAGCACUGCCGAACAGCCCUAUUUAUUCACGAGACACGUUCACUUCCUCAACUUCUCAAGGUUUGGAGGAGACCAGCCCGUCUACAUCAACAUCAUUAGAGACCCCGUCAGUAGGUUUCUAUCCAACUAUUUUUUCCGUCGCUUUGGAGACUGGAGAGGGGAACAGAAUCACAUGAUCCGCACCCCCAGCAUGAGGCAGGAGGAACGCUACCUGGACAUCAACGAGUGCAUUCUGGAAAACUACCCUGAGUGUUCCAACCCCAGGUUGUUUUACAUCAUCCCGUAUUUCUGUGGACAGCACCCCAGAUGUAGGGAGCCUGGCGAGUGGGCGCUGGAACGUGCCAAGCUGAACGUGAAUGAAAACUUCCUGCUCGUGGGGAUUCUGGAGGAGCUGGAGGAUGUGCUGCUUUUACUGGAAAGAUUUUUACCUCAUUACUUCAAGGGUGUGCUCAGCAUCUACAAGGACCCAGAGCACAGGAAGCUUGGCAACAUGACUGUGACCGUGAAGAAAACGGUCCCCUCUCCCGAGGCCGUGCAGAUUCUCUACCAGAGAAUGAGGUUCGAGUACGAGUUCUACCACUACGUCAAAGAGCAGUUCCACCUGCUGAAGCGCAAGCUCGGACUGAAGUCUCGCACCAGCAGGCCCCCUCUGCGACCACAGUUCUUCAUUCCUACCCCUCUGGAGACCGAGGAGCCAAUCGACGACGAGGAACAAGAUGACGAAAAGUGGCUAGAAGAUAUUUAUAAGAGGUGAUACGAGAGUGACAUCGUCACCGUGGCCGUGUCCCCCAUUUCCAGGAAGUUCUGAAGGGACUUCCGUUAAUGCUCGGUUGCAUUAAAAAGAACAAAACAUUCCCACAUGUUGGGGUCAUUGGGAGAUGCCCGGUUUUGCGGGUUUUAUUUGUUUAUUUUAUUCUGUGUUUUUCUUUCCUUGCCUCCUUGAGUCUUUCCCAGUUACACUAGAUUGUUCACAGAAUGGCCUCCCAUCCUCUGCCCACCCCUUACAGUGAGAAAAGAGAGAGAAAUAUGUCCUCCAACCCAGGCGUUUUAUCUUUUCUAAGAUGUUUCGAAAAGUAUUGCUUCCAUCGUAAAGAUAUUGUAUCCGGCAGUAGAAACAAACAUUUCAGAGAGGGAGGAGUCUAGAAGCAUCUAGGAGUAGAAGGGGCACUGAUAGGAACGCGGGGGAGGGUCCCCUGGUUACCGAGUAUCUGCCCACAUGGGUAGGACGCUGCCUCUGGUCUAUCUCAGGGGACACUGUCACCAAGAACAGAGUAGUUAUCAACCACAUAAACAAGACAGCUCUGGCACCCAUGGUCCCAGACAGUCAGAGCUGGGGAGGCUUGUCAAGAUCAAAGCUCAUGCAUGUGAGCUGUCAUGAGACAUUCCAUCUGCACGUGUUGCUCUGUUUGGAAGGAGCCCAACGAGGUAUGGCGUGUGCGUGUUAUGUCAAGUGCUGGCAGGCCAGAUCAAACGAGGGCCAUGUGGCUUCAGGAAAAGGCUGCGGCCAUCUGAAGCCUCUCUGCCCUCUGGAUUCUUACAAGUGGAGGGGCCAGAAACUGAUUUACCUUUGGCCUUGAUGUCUACAGCAGGAACCUUAAGCUUGCCUGUACGCUGGGCACAAUCCCCCAAGAACACACAUAGAAAAAUUGUGCUUUACGGAAUUUGUUGUCUUCUAUAACUUCUAGACCGACAAGAGCUGCUGUAUUUAGUAACAAGUCCCAGGAAGACAGCAGUAGAAUAAUUUUUUUUAUGGAACCUGCUUGCUCCCAAUAAUCUUCUCCAGGGACAUCAGUGCCAGGAACAGAAAGACUUCUGGAUAGGACACUGCUCGACCAGCUUUUGAGUAGGUUGGUGCCCCCUUGUGACCUGAGUAGACACUGGCCAAUCCUUUUACACCAAAAUAUGCCGUCCACUUCUUCCCUCCCGCCAACUCCCCACCUUCAGUGAUGCUUCUGUUCCUUUAAUUUCUGAAUUAUGUUUAUCUUAAAAAAAUGUCCUGGAACUUUACUUUCUACCUGGUGGAUAUUGUGCAGUUGAGAGCCAGAGCCCUGUGGUGGCAGCAAGAUGGACGUUGGUGACAACCUGUGUCUGCCUCG